CUACCGCAGCGCCUAUUGUGCUUGGGAGUGCAUGCACGGGGACUGCUGACUGUGAGGUUACGAACUCAGUUUGUACAAACAAUGUGUGCGUCUGUGCCACUGGAUAUAAGGAAUCAUCAGGCACUUGUGCGCAAGUUUUGGACGGAAGUUGUUCAGUAGACUCUGACUGUAGCACGGCUGUAUCGAACUCAAGAUGUUGCAAUGGUACGUGCUUAUGUUCAUCCGGGUACAAACCAGAAAACCUCGUCUGUGAAACUGUGUACUCAAGUAGUUGUGGCAGCAGCCCAGAUUGUAGCACGUACAUGGCGAACAUCAGAUGCGACUUUUUCUUAUUCUUGUGCCUAUGUUCAAAAGGUUACACCUAUAACGAAAGUACUUUAGUAUGUGACGACGGUACAGGGACUGCCAGCACGAGCACCGUGACGUAUUCUAGUGGCUGUGUCACUCAGACUGAUAACGUUGCGACUACCGUUGCUGCAACUCAGACUGAUAACGUUGAACGUACCUAUGCGGCAUCAACAGAUACUGGCACUACAGUAGGUUAUGGUGAACAAUGUUCGGCAACAUCUGAUUGUGUGGCCCAUUCAUCAUGUACGCGCGGCACGUGCUCUUGCAAUGCGGGCUACAGAACCAACGGAACUAUGUGCCAGAAAAUUAUUGGUGGACCUUGUGUAUACACAUCCCAGUGUACAUACUACGAACCCAACUCCAACUGCAUAAUCGGUUUAUGCACGUGCCUGGACGGGUACUAUGAGACAGAGGUGCUUUGUUCAAAAGGGGCACAAGCGCAGACCUUCAGCUUGUUGGUAGUCGUUGCUCACGUGCUACUUGUUGCUAUGGGAACGUAGCGUUUACCUUCAUCUUUAUAAGGCGGAUGAUAAACAAACAUUAAAGAAAAACUAUUUUAAUUGUUUAGGGGUUGCAUAGAAGUGAUUAACACAACUGCAUCAAUAACAGGUCAUUUAUAUAUACAUGUAUUAACAUAGUCUACUUAUGCGACAAGUGCAGACCAAGAUUAGCCGGAAUCCGGGCCGUCUGGUCACGGUCUGCACUGUUCGCUACUAUUCUAAGAUUUACUCUUUUAAUAUAAAGUAAAAUAAUAACGUCAAGUGAAAAUAAAAAAGUAUUUCGA
This is a messenger RNA of Ruditapes philippinarum (Manila clam), 1132 nucleotides long. RefSeq names its product multiple epidermal growth factor-like domains protein 10. Bases 303 to 848 code for a protein of 181 amino acids. The record is from RefSeq and is a predicted model, not a curated record. NCBI's taxonomy places the organism in Eukaryota, Metazoa, Mollusca, Bivalvia, Venerida, Veneridae. The transcript has 7 exons.